Molecule: messenger RNA, 563 nt
Organism: Chrysoperla carnea
Lineage: Eukaryota; Metazoa; Arthropoda; Insecta; Neuroptera; Chrysopidae
Product: CDGSH iron-sulfur domain-containing protein 3, mitochondrial
Exons: 4
Coding region: 99-524 (141 amino acids)
Cellular component (GO): intracellular membrane-bounded organelle
Molecular function (GO): 2 iron, 2 sulfur cluster binding
Source: RefSeq, a predicted model, not a curated record
AUCGGACUUACAUCGAUAAAUGUGCUACAAACGUUAUAAAUAAAUAUAAAAUUAUUAAAGUAAAAUUAAGAUUGAAAAAAAAUUAAUUGAAGUUUAAAAUGCAAAGAAUUAGUUCCUGUUAUUUUAAAAGUUUAUCAAAAAAUUUAUUUAAUUUAAAUAAUAGUUUAAUUAGAUUUAGUAGUACUAGUAAUCAAGAAACAAUUAGAAUACCAAAAAAUCCACUAACUGAUAAACAUUCAGCAAGUUUCCAACCAGAUAAUGGAGCGAUAUAUGAUAAAAAACCGUUCAAAAUGGUUUGUGAAAAGGGCAAAAAAUAUGCUUGGUGUCUGUGUGGAAAAUCGAAAACUCAACCUCUUUGCGAUGGAACCCAUAAGAGUAUUUUUCUUAAAAUAAAAAUAAGACCAGUUCGAUUUGAAGUUGAUGAAACCAAAGAAUAUUGGAUGUGUAAUUGUAAACAAACUGGAAAUCGUCCAUUUUGUGAUGGAACUCAUAAACAAGAGCAUAUUCAACAAGCAGUUAAAUAAUUUUUUUAUUAAUUUAUAAGUAGAUACAUUUAAAAAAUA